AUGUCUGUCGUGAAGAACGAGAAAGACGUGGAUUCGUCCAGUGCGGCAUCAGGUCCUGGUGCGAAGUACGAAUUUUACGAUCCCUCGAAGGAGAGCAUCUGGACGCGCCUGGGUGUUAACCUCGAGAGUUUCAAGCGUGCCCCAGGAACUACCGGUGGACAAGUUAUUGCUGGUGGAAAUAAUGUUGGCGAUAUCGAGCAGAUCAUGGCGGACUCGCCAAUGCUGCAGCAGAAGAUGAAGCCAAGGCAUCUUCAGAUGAUUGCUGUUGGUGGCAGUAUCGGUACAGGUCUCUUCGUUGGUUCUGGAAGUGCUCUUCGCAAUGGUGGACCAGCUGGAAUUCUUAUCGCUUGGGCGAUUAUUGGUGUCAUGCUGAUCAACGUCACUCAGGCUAUUGGUGAAAUGUCGAUUCUAUACCCUGUUUCUGGUGGUUUCUAUACAUUGGCUGUGCGAUUCCUCGAUCCUUCAUUUGCUUUUGCUAUGGGUUGGAAUUAUGUCUUUCAAUGGGCGGUCGUGCUUCCGCUAGAGAUUACGGUAGCUGGCACCACAGUCCAAUACUGGGGGAAGGAUAUUAUGCCACUCGCUGGUUGGAUCACGAUAUUCUUUAUUGCGAUUAUUAUCGUUUGCGUAUUCGGAACUCUUGGGUAUGCUGAAGAAGAAUUCUGGUCAUCCGUCCUCAAGCUCUUUGUGGUCGUCAUGUUUAUUUUCAUUGGAAUUGUUUGUAUUGCUGGUGGAGGACCCAGUAACGGUGACUACGCCAGUUAUCUUGGUGGACUUCAUUGGUCGGACCCUGGAGCCUUUGCAAACGGAUUCAAAGGUGUAUGCGCCGUGUUCGUCACCGCUGCCUUCUCUUUCGCUGGAACUGAACUCGUUGGCCUUGCCGCUUCCGAGACCCCCAACCCUCGUGCUACCAUGCCUGCUGCUGUCAAGGGCACAUUCUGGCGUAUCACUCUGAUCUAUAUUACGUCGUUAACCAUCAUUGGUCUCCUGAUUCCUUACACCGAUAAUCGUCUCCUUGGUGGAAGUGGUGCUGACGCCUCUCCUUUCGUCAUUGCUCUCGACAAGGCUAAAAUCAAAGGCUUGAAUCAUUUGGUCAACGUUACCAUCUGUAUUUCCGUUCUCUCUAUCGGUCUUGCUUGCGUCUAUGCGGGCUCUCGUACUCUCACUGCUCUUGCUGAGACGGGUUACGCUCCUAAGAUUUUCACCUAUGUUGACAAGUCCAGUCGACCCCUUUUCUCCGUCCUUGCCAUCCUGGCUUUUGGUCCCGUUGCCUACGCCAACUGUGCCUCUGACGGUGCUGGAGACGUUGUUUUCAAUUGGCUUCUCGCCCUUUCUGGUCUUUCCACCCUUUUCAGUUGGUUGUCAAUCUGCUUGUGCCACAUCCGCUUCCGAAAGGCAUGGAUUGUACAGGGUCAUUCCCUUGAGGAACUUCCCUACCGUGCUCUCGGUGGCGUGUACGGAUCCUGGCUUGGUGUUACCCUUAUUGUGAUCGUCCUCAUUGCCCAGUUCUAUAUUGCUUUGUGGCCCAUCGGUGGCAUGUCUCCUGAUCCUAAAGCGGUCGCCGAAGGCUUCUUCUCGGCCUACCUGGCGUUCCCUAUCAUGAUUCUAUUCUACGUUGUUGGAUAUGCCUGGAAGCGUACCCUUCCUCAACGAUCCCACGAGAUCGACCUCGACACUGGUCGCAAGAGUUGGCUAACUGUUGAGGAAAUGCGUGAAUACCGCGCUGAGCGCGCCCGUGCUCCUUUGCACGUCCGGAUAUACCGCAUGCUUUUCACCAAUUAA
This is a messenger RNA of Psilocybe cubensis, 1779 nucleotides long. RefSeq lists its product as uncharacterized. Gene Ontology annotation, cellular component: membrane. Gene Ontology annotation, biological process: amino acid transmembrane transport. Gene Ontology annotation, molecular function: amino acid transmembrane transporter activity. Bases 1 to 1779 code for a protein of 592 amino acids. Lineage: Eukaryota; Fungi; Basidiomycota; Agaricomycetes; Agaricales; Agrocybaceae. The record is from RefSeq and is a predicted model, not a curated record. The transcript has 14 exons.